Messenger RNA from Paramecium pentaurelia, 915 nucleotides. NCBI's taxonomy places the organism in Eukaryota, Ciliophora, Oligohymenophorea, Peniculida, Parameciidae. The record is from the annotation of a GenBank genome assembly.
AUGAAACAAGAGAAAAAUAUUAUAGUUUUCACUCAACAAGACUUUUAGUCUAAUUUCUUAGUGAAUCCGAAUCCUCCUUUAGGUUCAGGUCACGAUGCUAAAGUUUACUUGGCAAUGCAUAAACGUACUGGUGAAAUGUUUGCCCUCAAAGUGCUUACUUCUAUAACACCAGAUCAUCUCAACAAUCUCUAGGUUUUUUUUUGUAUUUAUUUAGUGAACGAAAUCAAAAUACUUAAAUUAAUAGAUCAUCCCGGUAUUGUUCAAAUAAAAGGUCAUGCUCAAGAUUAUACAUGUGUUUUGUUGGAGUAUAUGCCUCAUGACACAUUUCUUAGAAUAUUGAAAAAAGGACCAUUCCAUAUAUCUCUUUCAAAAACACUUGCUAGCCAUUUAAUUCAUAUUUUAGCAACUCUACAUAAUCAUUAGAUUGCUCAUUGUGAUAUUAAGCCAGAGAAUAUAUUGAUUGCUGCAGAUUAUAAAGUGAAAUUAUGUGAUUUUGGCUUUGCUCGAAUUACCUAAUAAUUAUCAAGACCUCCUGGAGGAACACCUGGAUAUACAGCACCAGAAAUUUAUAAAGGAAAUAAUUUAGAUUUAUUUAAAUGUGACAUUUUUGCCCUAGGAAUAGUAAUAUUCAUUAUAGUAAUGGGAUUUCCUCCAUUUUAGAGUAAUGAUCCAACUUUGAGAGACUAAUGGUGGAAUAUGAUACUGAAUAAAUAAUAUGACAUUUUUUGGAAGAAAUGCGAGUAAUAUCGAUAGCAAAAGUAUCCCUUAGAAUUUAAAGAUAUGAUUAUGCAAAUGUUAGAGCCUGAUCCUGAUAAAAGAAUUAAUAUUACUUAAUUAAGUCAGCAUUCCUUUUUAUAAAAUGGUGCAUCAAUUGAAUAAAUAGUUUAGGAACUUCAAAAGAGAGUCAAAAAGUGA